AAACGAAAUCACUUUGGGCAUUAAGUGUUUUGACUCUGUCCGAAGUACGAUAAAUACAGCUGCCUCAUGCUACAGGAGCAGUAUCGCUUCGACGGUCGACACCAUCAUGAGCAUUACGUGGUUGCUGGUUGUGGGUGCCGUGCUGGUCUCCCAGCAGGCGUUGGCUCUUCCUGCUGCGUCGUCUGGUUCCGCCGCCGAUCGCUUAGCGGAGGAGAUCGCCAACCUACAAAAGAUUCUGAAGACAGGAGCGUUGGAGUAUGGCAUUCCAGUUGUGGACCCUCUGGACAUCAACCAGAUCCCGAUCAACGCCAACGGCGGUGGCUUCAAGGCAUCUGGAUCUCUCAACGACCUGAUCGUCGACGGCAUCUCCUCCUUCACCGUGACGAGGCUGGAGCAGACAUCUGGAGCCGUCAGUGGCCGCGUCUCUCUUGCCAUUGAACUGCCUGCAGCAGACGCGAACCUGGAGUACGAUCUGCACGGCAAGGUCAAGAUUAGUUUCAUCAACGUCAAGCUGAACGGAAAGAGUGCAGUCUCAGCGAAGGUCGACGGAAUCAAAGCCAACGCUGAUCUGGACAUCACAAUCAACCCCGACAAUUCCAUCACCGUGGAUAACAUCUGCAACAUCGACUUUGGAUUCCACAAAGCAACAGUUCACAUUGAUGAAAUGAGCGGCGUCGUGAACAGCCUCGUCAACAAGCUCAUCCCGACUCUUGUCAAUUCCAACCGCAACAAGAUUAUUCAGCUUAUUGAGACAGUAGGCAAGGACAACAUCAAUAAGUACUUCGACAUGGUUGCCGGCAAGGCAUCCAGCUGGAAGUCCAUCGCAGUAUCAGACAUGCUGCAGACCUUCACAAAUGAACUUGUCGUGUCUCCAGAGGCCCACCGUAUUCUCCGCCAAAUCGCUCGUCACUUGGAUGCCUGAAAUGGCAAACCACCAAGAUAUUUCAAGAUACCAUCAGAAAAUAUGUUGGAAUAGGAAAUAAAGCACGUCUACCUAAGAAUCUA
Molecule: messenger RNA, 1005 nt
Organism: Thrips palmi
Lineage: Eukaryota; Metazoa; Arthropoda; Insecta; Thysanoptera; Thripidae
Exons: 6
Coding region: 107-922 (271 amino acids)
Source: RefSeq, a predicted model, not a curated record